ACCAUGAUCAGAGAACAAUUCUAAACAUUCUGAUCCAGCUUUUACUAACUUAAGAGUUUGCACAUUUCAUCCAUAAACUUACCUGACAAGUUGUCACGUGGUAUUCUGGAGUUAUUUUAUAAUUGCUUACACUAGGCUUUUAAGCCCAGCAUUGUCAAGAAGUGACAGUCUUAAAUUAAGAGAUGAAAUCUCUAGCAAUAGUAAUCAUUACAGACACUGUCAAGUUGGUGGUCCUAGAGCCAUAUCUUAAGGAUUGUUUAGUUAAUAAGAACUCUAAAUCUCUGUUGCAGAAAUCCUUGAAGAUGAGGAGGACUUCAGCAAUUCCACCCUGGCAGCUCUGGAAGCUACACAAAUAAAGAAGGAGACAAUUGAUAUAGAUGAUGAUUCUAUAAGCUCUACCUCAGAAGACAGAUCAUGUACGCCGCUAGCAAAACAGAUAGUUGGGACAGAUAAUCAUAUCCCCUUGGAAGAAGCACAAAAUCACUUUAAAGUUAUCACAGUUAAUGAUACUGGAGCAGGAAAGCACUGGAGUGACAAUGAAGUCAGAGCUCUGAUAAAUAUAUGGUCAGAUGAAAAGAUACAGCAAAUGCUUGAAGGGGCAACAAGAAAUAAAGAAAUAUUUGAGGAAAUUGCCAGAAGGUUAAUGAAAUGUGGAAUAGACAGAGACUGGAAACAAUGUCGCACCAAGUACAAGAACCUAAAAUAUGAAUAUCGUGCACUGCAGAAAGAAAAUGAACAUCUUGGUAAUCCCAGGAGGAAAAUGAGAUUUUACGAUGAAGUUGACUGUAUCUUAAGAAGACAGCCUCUAGGUCCAUCAGGCUGGGGAUGCGAAAGUUCAAGCCUCCUGUCAGUUUCAGUGGGAGAUGUUACAGCAAAUGCAGGAUCCUUGGGUAUCAAGAGAAAAACAUGGAAUGAUGAGAUGUCACCCAUUCCACUUAAGAAAAGUGCUUCUGAAAACACCAUAUUCCAGUUUCAAAAACUAUUUACAGAGAGAGUGAACACAGUAGCAGAAGGCAAAAAGUUACUAUUAGAAAGGCUUUGUAAGCAGGAAGAAAUGCAAGACCUCAACAGAACACAGCUGUAUGCACAUCCUUCAGCCAUGCAACAGAAAACAUGUCUGCACGUGCCAUAGAGCAGGAUUUACCUAACAAACAAAUGUGCAAAGAAGGUGGAUCUGCUUUUGUGUAUUCUGCUUUGUGACUACAAAACAUAGCUUAUUUUCUAAAAUCGUUUUAACAUUCUUUAUCAUUCUUUUUUGCCAUUCACAUUUAUUCUCAGUCAGUAGUGGCAUGAGAUCAAAUGUAUAGGGCCAUUUGGCAUCAUCUAAUAUUUUCUUGCUACUCCCACUUACUUGUUACAAUUAACCUGAAUAUAUAGGAAGAUUAGACAGAUAAAUCCAAGUGGUGUAAGGAAAGUCCUUCUUCAUUGCAGCUGUGGUUAUGAUUCAACAUCAUUUUUUGGUUAGAGACAAAAUAACAUGAAUGUUCCACUUAGAAUUCCAGUUGUGUAGAGCUAUGGUCUGUCACCUUUAGACAGCAUCACCGAGGGUAGUGACAAUGGGCCAAAUCAAGUAUCACCAAAAUGAAGGAUUUCUCAAAAAAAGUCCCUUGAAAUUAGCAAUUACUUAGGCCAAUAUUCUCAUCCUUUGAGAGUAUUUUUACAUCCACUUGAGCUUGUGCUGUGGCUCUGCUCUGCUUUAAACUUUAUAAUAGUCACACAAUAUGUAGUCUAGGCACACUUACAAACAAGUUGAAUGGAACCUGGGGUACUGACACAUGCUAAAUGUUAGGUGUGAGAGCACUGCAGGAAAACUGAAAGGGCUUGGGAAGUACAACUGCUUAGAAUCACACUCUUAGGAACCGCAGUAUGGUUCCUGUUCAGCAGCAUGGCCAGACCAAGUUGUUCACAUAUAACUGCUCUGAUAAUCUAAUAUAAACUACUUCAUAGAAAUGAUCCAGUUGAAAAAUCAAAACCAACAUCAAAGAAAUGAUGGGAGUAACAGCAAACCUAUAAAAAAACAGAGAUCUUUGCUCUUCUCCCUUCUCAAAUAUCCAUGCUUUUGCCAGAGGACCAUCCAGAAUAGCAUAAGGACAAUUCCGUUUCUUCCCCAGUUUGCAAAUCACAGAAUCACAGAAUGGCCAGGGUUGGAAUGGACCUCAAGGAUCA
Molecule: messenger RNA, 2166 nt
Organism: Centrocercus urophasianus (Greater sage-grouse)
Lineage: Eukaryota; Metazoa; Chordata; Aves; Galliformes; Phasianidae
Exons: 6
Coding region: 587-1132 (181 amino acids)
Source: RefSeq, a predicted model, not a curated record